AUGGCGGAAUCUUUGAAUCGUCAGUUAAUAGCGAGAGAGAUUCUUGUGAGUGAAAGCCACGAAGAACUAGCGAUGAUCGUCGAUAAUCUCUUUAAGCGUAAAGACUCCGAAGAAUAUAAAACAUCGCGAGCUUUGUACGAUUACUGCGUCUCUUGUAACCUAGGUUGCUUAACCCUAAAGCUUCUUAAGCUCUAUCAGUCUUCUUCUAAUGGCAUUCUCAGAUUCCGAUCACUCUAUCAACUCUCCCAAACUCUCACCGGUUUGAGAAAUCGCAAACUCUCUCUCGACUCUCUCUAUGAAAUCAAAACCCUUUUGAUUGCAUUCUUGACAAUGCAAGAAAUAAAAGAAUCUGAAAUCAAGAUCCUUAGAAAGAUCGUGUCUUGUGUAGCUUACAAUGUUGUGGAGUUGCAUAAAGACAAAUGGGACGAACUCGGUGAUUGUAUCUUAUCGCUAGCGAGUAGCGAAGAACCUGUCAAGGCGUUUCACGUCUUCAUAGAUAUGCCACCUGGCUACGAGGAACUCAUCAAGAAGUUUCUGACGAUUAUUUUAGAGAAAGCUAAGGAGGUUUUGCUUAAUCCUGAGGAAAGUGGAGUUGAAGAAUGGAGCUUGGCUUUACAAACUGUUGUUAAAUUAGGGAUUCAGUUUUUCAAUACAGGAAUGAAACAAGACGUGAUAAAGAAGAUAUUGAGAUUUCAGCUUGUGAAUAUUGUGGAAUCAGCUAAGAAGCUAGUGGACAAUGGAAACGAAAUGUUUUUGGUACGAGUGCUUCAAGAUUUCGAAAGGUUCGUGUCAAGAGACAUGAAUCUGUAUAAGUACAGUGAAGUACAAUGCCGUUUUGUGUCGACGUUCGUGAGCCAGAUCGGAAAACUCAGUGAAGUUGGAACACAAACCAAUGAGCUUGUGACGAAGAUCAACAUGUUGUUUACAAAACAACAACCUCACGAAACUCAAGAUCAUGGAGAAGAAUUUGAUCGUGCCUGGUAUGACCAUUUAAAGUAUUUAUCAUCACUUGAACUUUUGAAAAUCUUUGCGUCAACUGAUCUUGAAGAUAGGACCAGAGAGAUAGCUAUUAGACGACUUGAAGUUGUACUCUCUCGUCACAUUUCAAAGAAGGCGAAAAUAGACAUUUCAGAGAUGAGACAACUCCAGCCAUUGUUCAUGUCUUGCUUAAAGGAACAAGGAGUUUCAUACUCUAUGUUUCAAGUCCUAGGUCAGGUGGUGAACCAUGUUGCCUAUGAGAUGUUGGUCUACCAAGGGGAGAGAUGCUAUGAGCUACGAGAUUAUAUUGCAUCGAGUAAAACAGAGUUUCAGAGAGCAGUUUAUAUCUUCCAGUGCUUAACAAUGCCGCUUGUUGAUGACGAUUUUGUGAUUCCUGUUAUGGAGAAACUGUUCCCAGAGAUAAUCACAAGGUUAGACCCACCAACAGUGUUGUUGGUAGAUAACGGUUGCUGGGUCUUGGUGUUUAGGGGUGCUUUCUGUGCAGCAAUUCACUUGAUAGAGGACCCAGGUUAUGCUAAGUAUGUUAAGGAGAUUGCACAUAAGAUGAUAGAUUCUAUAAGAGAGCUUGUGGAAAGAGAAAUGGAAGUUGGGAUUGUUAGGAGAGCUUUCAGAGAUAUGGAAAGUAUUGUCAAGAAACAAUUGGAAUGGUACAGUACGAGCCAAUACAAAUUCGUUAAGGGUCUGCUUUGGAGACUCUAUGUAAUCAAAGGCAUGAAAUGGGGAAGUAAGAUUGUGUUGUGGAGAAUCAAUGUGAUUGUGGAGAGAGGAGUGAAAGAAAUGGAGAAAGAGCUGCCAGAGAAUGAGUUUGAUUGGCUCAACCUUACUUACUGA
Arabidopsis thaliana (thale cress) is the source of this 1830-nucleotide messenger RNA. RefSeq lists its product as hypothetical. Bases 1 to 1830 code for a protein of 609 amino acids. NCBI's taxonomy places the organism in Eukaryota, Viridiplantae, Streptophyta, Magnoliopsida, Brassicales, Brassicaceae. The transcript has a single exon. The record is from RefSeq and is marked reviewed.